AUGGCAUCGUCUACCACACGGCUUCCAGCUCGGAUGGCACUCGGUCUCGGGAUGUCGCUGCUAGCUGCUCUAGGCCCUGCUUUCGCUCUACUCUACGUCCUCAACCAGCUCUAUCCCGAAAGCCCAAGCUUCACCUCCAGCAGCGAGAUCCCCUACCUGAUACUCUAUACGAUUUUGGCUCCCACUCAUCUUGUCGUUUCCUGGAUCUUCGUCAUGGCUUACUCGGAUUUGGCCCUGCCCUUUGUGAUGCGCUCGCUCGAAGUAUUGGCCAGCCAUCAUGUUCAGCAUCACCCUCACGGACAUGUUCAACCAUCCAAGGAUUCUCAUGAUGAAAAUCAGAACCAGAUCAAAAAC
Messenger RNA from Mesorhabditis spiculigera, 354 nucleotides. The record is from the annotation of a GenBank genome assembly. NCBI's taxonomy places the organism in Eukaryota, Metazoa, Nematoda, Chromadorea, Rhabditida, Rhabditidae.